Molecule: messenger RNA, 651 nt
Organism: Plectropomus leopardus (leopard coralgrouper)
Lineage: Eukaryota; Metazoa; Chordata; Actinopteri; Perciformes; Serranidae
Source: RefSeq, a predicted model, not a curated record
AUGCAGAGCGGCCAGUCAGACCAGAGGGGAGAAACAAAACUGAAAGUGCCGGACGAAGAGAGGAAGGAGAGCCAGCAUCAGGAGUGUCUUUUGAAGCAGACAUCGUGUGGCUGCUGUCUGAUGGAGAAGCAGAUGUAUAGGAUGGAAGAGUUCUUCAACGUAACCUACAAAGUAAUGCACAAGUUGCUGACGCAUUCAAAGAAGGUCCUCGACAAUAUGAAUGCCAGCCGCAGCGCCUUCUCUGUCGCUCUAAACAAUUACACGAAUAUGAGGUGCUUCGGCCCCUUCAGCGACGACCAGCCCAUCAUCUACAAACAUGUCUUUCUUAAUAUGGGUGAUGGCUACCAGGACAACGGUACCUUCAUCGCUCCCUGCUCAGGCGUCUACAGCUUUGCCGUCACCGUCUACUCCCCAGAUUCAUCUACUGUCAAAAGUUCUGCCUGCGCCAGUCUGCAGGUUAACGGCCAGGCGGUGGCAAUACUCUUCGAACAAGUACUGCGUGACUUUGAAGACAGUGCCACCAUUGUUGUGGUUGUGGAGCUGAUGGCUGGGGAUCAGGUGGUGGUCAUCUUGCCCACAGGAUGUGUUAUCUGUGAUCACUACCGCCACUUUAACACUUUUACCGGCUUCCUGCUGUAUGCUACAAAAUAG